CUUUAUUCAUGUUUGCACCAGAAAUAUUCGAAAAGAUAUUGUCAAACCUAUCCUUUACAGAAUGCUAUCAUCUUCGCUCCGUCUGUUAUGCCUGGAUGCAGCGUAUUGAUUAUUACUUGUAUAAAACCUUCAAAUGUCAGCAAACGCAAUUACACAUAGUGCAUAAACAGCAAACGCUUGCUUCUUUGAUCCCUUACUGCUUUGAUGAAGAGAACAAAGUGAUCGAAUUCAGGCCAAAAGAUAACAGUUCUAUCGAAAUACAGCAAGUAAGCUACAUUCAGCUGCAUUUUAGCCAAUGGAAAGUAUUUGACAGUGCAUCAAAUCAACUUCGAGCAUUGGACAUUGGACUUCGUGCGCAGGCACUUUUCCAUUUGGCAUAUAAUCCAUCCAGAGAACAACUGUACGAACUACCUCCUCCUUUAGCAUGUUUAAAUAGUCAGAUACGAUAUAUUGGUGAUCCAGGUGUGAUUGUUUGUUUUUCUUAUUCAAACAACAAUGUUACUGCAGAUCCAGCAGUAGUAUUGAAAGUCCAUAGUAUCCGUGUAAAUCUGUCCUGGCUAUUAUCCGGAAUUGAUACCCAAAUAGUCCCUCAAGAAAUGUACAUUGAUCGAUAUCUGGCCUUACGCGAUGCUUCUCGAAAGCGUGGCGUCAUCCGGUUUAACAAGUACUCUGAGCCUGUGCUUACGUAUAUCAUGGCUAAUACAACAGAGGCGUUAGAAAGUUUAUUAUCUAAAAUGAGCACAAAUGAUGUUCCGUUCGUACGCCAACAGAUCCAAACCGCCCUCAAAUCAUUCAAUAUCGAUCCUCGCGUGAUCUGGAAGUAUAACUUUGUAAAGCGAUAUAUUCUUGAAGGACAAUGCUGCAAUGAACACAUUAUGCAAGUGGUUGAAAGAAUAAAGGCAUCAGAGGAAGAAUGGCAAAAGAAAAAACAGGAUUUAUUACAGCAAUUAGUUAAAGUAAAGUAAUUUUUGUACAAUAAAAAGAAUAUAUAAAUAAAGUAUGCAGCCUCUGUUGUAUUCUAAAUUUAUUCGGCCCAUUCGAAAAAGUCGCAGCCACUGUCUCGACCAGCAGCACAAGCAAAGAAUUUACGUCCCUUGUUGGGUGAUUCUUUUGUAACAGUUAGUUCAGCUGCAGCGUUCCC
This is a messenger RNA of Rhizopus microsporus ATCC 52813, 1141 nucleotides long. RefSeq lists its product as uncharacterized. Gene Ontology annotation, molecular function: protein binding. NCBI's taxonomy places the organism in Eukaryota, Fungi, Mucoromycota, Mucoromycetes, Mucorales, Rhizopodaceae. Bases 9 to 965 code for a protein of 318 amino acids. The transcript has a single exon. The record is from RefSeq and is a predicted model, not a curated record.